UUUUAAGCAGAGGUCAGAGGACGUGAGUGCGCAGUGCAUCUUGGGAAGUGAAGUCUUUCUGAAUUUGGAUUAGCGUGGUGAUAACGAUUACCAUACCUAGUUUUUAAUAUUUUUCAGUUUAAUAAUAUACUUUGAUAGUUUUUAAUUAAGUUUACGCUAUUUGUAUGUUGUAACAGUAAUAGUGGCAACUUUUAGUUAGUAAAAUCUUAAAUACAAACAAAGAUUUCCCAUAAAGACUUGCUUCAACUAGCCGCAAAACAGUACGCUUGAAUUAUGAACUAUCUUGCCCAGACAUUUAUGGCCAAAACGAAUGAGUAAAACCUAAAAUAUACAUUGAUUUACGCAUGUGUUAUACUCCUGAUAAUAUUUAGCAGGGUUAGUUGUAUAUUUUAACUAAUUUAUUAGCCAAACUCACCGUCAAAAUACAAGUUUCGGUAAAACCAGGACGCCACCGUGUAGGAAACGAACACACCUUUGGUUUAGCCUUUUGAGUUCAAAUAAAUGACAUUUGCUAAUGAAACUUUGCUCAACUAUGCUCAUAACAUAACGAAUCUGACAUACUUUAAGCGUGAGGAAGUGUUUAUUGUUACGUAAAUAUACAUAUAUUGCAUAAUUUUACAAAAUACAUGUCAAAAAAACUUGAGUAAUCUGGUCUUUCUGGCUUGAUAGCUAGUUCGAUGCUAGCCUGUCUCUACAGCUAGCUCCACUGUAAACAUCAGUCAAAUAUUCGUUCCUCUUUGUAAUUGCAAUGGAAGAAGAGGUGUUUACCGACAUAAAUGGAAAAGUGAUAACUUUGGACUGCCAGGAUCACAGUAGUUUUUGCAGAGAAUACGUGGUGAGCUCUCCAAAAGUCUCAUUUUGGAAAGUUAUGGGCUAUACCAGCACAGUGUGGCUGGUUGCAUACGCGGUGUUUUUCUUCAUACACAACACAGCCAUCCUGAGCACUGCCAUCCUGAUCACUCUUUUGGGGAUGAUGGUUUUUAUCCACUUUGUGAAGGUGGAUCAUGAAACACUCUUGGUUGUUGGGUCUUUGGGGGUCCAGGUUUCGUACAGCUAUGCUUCAGGACGCGAAACCUGCUCCUUCAUUGAGAUGAGCAAGAUCAAGGACAUUGUCAUCAACGAAGCCAUCUACAUGCAUCAGAUCAUUUAUUACCUGUGUGUGCUGCUGAAGGACCCCUCCGACCCAAACGCUGUCUCAGGCGUUGUACCUUUGUUUCAGAGUUCCAAGCCGAGACUGAACUGCUUGGUGAAAGUCUAUAAAAGCUGUCAGGAGAUUCUGUGCAAGUGCUCAUGAUUAUAAAUUAAAUAAUGUGUGUUUUAAUUAAUUAAUGAAUUGUCUACUAGUGCCAUUUACCUGUAAUUAUUUUAUUUAUUUUAACCAAGUGCAAAUACUUCUUAUAUUGUAUUGAAAUUAAGAUAAAUAAUAUUGUCCCUAUAGAAAAAUGUGUCCCCUUCAUUUGACCACUCCUUCAAUUCUGCUGGGGGAACCACGGGGCAUUAUUCUCCCAAUCUGAGCCAGGAUGUUGAAUAUGAGCAUUGAUUAUUAUUAUGGUGCAUGCUUUUGUUUGAAUGUCUAAACUUGAUAAAACUGUCUCACCUCUUCUUAGAACUGAAUCUAUGAACCUUCUUGCUGUGAGUGAGAGUGCUAACCUGCUGUGACCUACCCAUUUAAUCUUAUAUUUUUUUGUAUUAGUACUUGUGUUAAUAUGAUUCUUAGAAGUAUUUUCUCAAUUUUAUUACAUAUUUUAAUAAACAUUUUAUCCGAAA
This is a messenger RNA of Boleophthalmus pectinirostris (great blue-spotted mudskipper), 1767 nucleotides long. It is a transcript of the gene pigh, whose product is annotated as phosphatidylinositol glycan anchor biosynthesis, class H. Gene Ontology annotation, cellular component: glycosylphosphatidylinositol-N-acetylglucosaminyltransferase (GPI-GnT) complex. NCBI's taxonomy places the organism in Eukaryota, Metazoa, Chordata, Actinopteri, Gobiiformes, Gobiidae. The transcript is spliced from 4 exons. The record is from RefSeq and is a predicted model, not a curated record. Gene Ontology annotation, biological process: GPI anchor biosynthetic process. The coding region runs from base 749 to 1294 and encodes 181 amino acids.